CGGAGCAGAGCAGAGCGGAGGAGAGCAGCACAGCAGCAACCACAGCCACUGUUACGGGAUCCGCGUUUAGGCCAGGACGAAGCGAGCGUGACGCCGAAUGGCAGCCAAUGGCUUCGAUUGGGAGCCAGUCAAACAUGGUCCAUCGACGGGAGAUGAACAGCACCGAGAGCAGCAUCCGCCAGCAGAUUCGCAAGUCCGUUCGCUGCCAGAAGCCAAAACCCAAGGCAAAGCCAACCGAACCGGGCCAGUUCUAAGGAAACGCGAGUGUGGUAGUGAAGUGAAACAGACGUGGAUGUGACUUAGUCGAGCAGAGCGGGAUGGUAGAACCGCAGUAGAUAUACCAGGACUUAAAUGCCUUUUAAAAAGUGCCGGAAACACAUGUACAUAAAGUAAAGGAAGGCUAGAACAAACCUAAAGGAUAUUAUGUUGCUGCCAAAAUGAGUAGAAACUCUGCAAAAGAAUCACCCCGAAAAUAAGCCAACAGCACAGCCCAAAAAGUAAACUGGAAAAGUGUUUUCAUCUACUAAACUUAACCAAGAGCAGCACCAAAAUAUGAAAAUCAUAAUGAUGAUGGAUUAACUGUGUUGAGCGCGUGAGACAGCGAGAGUGUGGGAGGAGCACCGGAAGUGGCAGCAGCAGCAGCAGCAGCAGCAGCAGCACCGCAGCAACAUUGCAGCAACAGCAACGGCAAAGGUGAAAUCAGGAAAUACAAACUAACCAUCCAGCACUAUCACAAAACUGCAUAUCUAAUUUCAAACUCUGCUGCCUGGCUUCACUUUCGCUCCUAUCCAACGAGUCCUUCCUCCCAACCGAUCAACAAAAUCCGGCAAGCUGGCGUCGUUCAAGCAGAAGGAUAACAAGAACACCAUAAGCAAUUACAACAACAAUAUAAUGUGGAGUAGUACUAUAUCGCCAACCAACUCUAAGAAACUCUUGAUCGGAAGCACACGAAGCGUUGAUUAUGUCGGUGAUAGUGCGAGGACAGCAGCAGGCAAUAUCAAAACAGGAGCAGCAGCAGCCGCAGGAGCCAAAGGAACAAAAGCCAAAGCCACCGCCAUCGCAGUCACAACCCCCACAACCAAGAUCUCAAUCGAAAUGGAGCUCCACAUACAGAAUAAGUGCAUCUCGGCAUAGCGCAUCACUCUGGAGGGUGGUGCGGAGCCGCCAUGGCUGCAGGGCCCCCUUAAAGCCGCGUUUUUGGGGGCUACUGGGGUCGGCAAAACAAGCAUACUACAGCAAUUUUUCUACCAUGACUUUCCCAGGACUCAUCAGACGACAACUCAUCGCAAGAUUUACAAAAACUGUCUGGUCUGCGACACCUGCAUUCGGGAGCUGAUGGUACUGGACGUUCCUCCCCAGAAGCGAUUUCCGGCUGACAACUUCGCCGAGUGGAACAACGGACAUCCGCUGGGGCUGCGAACGGUUCACGCCUAUGUCUUGGUCUACGACAUGGGCAACUUGGAGACCUUUCAAUACUGCCGCUCGAUGAGGGAUCAGAUCUUGGACAGUUUCAGUCAUCGUGAUUUUAGCAUAAUUGUGGUCGGCAAUAAAUUUGACAAUGUGACUGAGGCGCAGGCCAACUCGCAGGAGCUCAAGGAUAUUUCCACGCUGGUGCGCAAACAUUGGCGCUGCGGCUACGUCGAGUGCUCGGCGCAAUAUAACUACAAAAUCGGAGACGUUUUCCGUGAGCUGAUGGGCUGCACCAGCGCGGGAGGAGGCGGCGCCGGCGGAGGCGUGGCCGGGGUCGGUGGCCUGGUUGGCACUGAGUACUCACAAUCAACUAGGAAUAAAGGACGCUGUACAAUACUGUAGCAAAAGUUGCAUAAGUUUUAUAAGCAAAGGCGCUGAUCUGGCGCAUUACAUCCAAGUGAAUUCGUUGCGAGCUGCUGCAGCUGGGACGCGGUGGCGUAUACGCAAUCUCCAGGGAGGAAGCACAAAGACGACAUUGUUGCCCCUCGCCAACGCUUGCUGAUGCAUAUUUUACCAUAUAUUUUUAGUGGCCACACUCCGCACAGCUCCUCCUUUGUUUGCCAUUAUUACAACCUUUUUCUGGCUGUUUCCAUGGACGCUUUUGCUGUGCUCAUUUUAAUGGCAAUGGCAACGCCACACGGAGGACCCGUUUGGCCAGCACCCAGCACCCAGAUCCCGAUCCUGACGACAGCUUUUGUGCGUCCGCAUUUGCAAUUCAAUGCCGUUAGCUGGCAGGAAGCGUAGUGGCCAUGAAUAUGCAGCGAUAUCCGCAAAGUGCAGCCACAAUUGUCGGCGAAAGUUUGAUUCCUUUGCGGCUAUUAUCAUCGUUGUGGUUAUUAUUUCUGUCGUGGAUCGUAAGUAGGCAAUUAAUCCCACCAUAAUUUACAAUACGUUUUAUGUACGAACGAAUAACCUUGUUAUCAAACCAACUAAAGACGUAUAGGAACUAAAGUAGUCGACCUAAGCUAUACACAUAUACUUAAGCAUGUAUGUAUACAUUAACGUUGUGAUCAUUUCAAGAAUUAGUUCUUAAGGCACACCGACCCAGAACGUCGGCUAAUGUCAAGCGAAGUCAAGUAUCCGAAUCGGGAUUACCACAAAUAUUUAGCUAUAGGACAACAUACGAGUAAGAGCCAUUUAAUAAAUAGCCCUAAGUAAACACUUAAAGCGAUUGAAUGCGGUAAAAUCAAACAGUCACAAUCAUCCCAUGAAAAUCCUCAACAGGCCUGCUCCAUAAUCCAUAAAUAUUCUCUGCGCACCAGAGCCACCUUCGAAAAUUACUUGAAAUUAAUUACAAUCGGAAUCUGACAUCAAGAUAAUGUAAUGUCCCAUCCCUUAAGCCACAAAGGCCAUAUGUAUAAUUUGCCAGUGUUACGAAAUCGAGGAGCCGUGAUCCAGAAGCCUUAAGAACCCAGAAGCAAAUACUUCAUAGAACACCUUAGAGUAAAGUAAGAUUACAACUUGAUCGAAGCGCACAAAACCGAGAUUGUGUUACCAUCGCAUCCUCGAAAUUGUCAGACCCCAUAUUGAUGGUCGAAAGCAACAUCUGGGCAUAGAAGUAUCAAUAUCGCCGAUCUAUUAGCUAGGUACAGUAUCCGCUGGCAAUGGCCAAGUUAAUAAGGUUCUGUGCUGAGCUACGAAACACGCGCAUACCAUUCUGAUCUCUUUCUUUACCUCAAGAAAACAACUCAAACUACUCAACAGAAAAGCAAUCAAGGCUGACUUUGUACAUAGAGAUUUCAAUGGAAGAACUUGGCGAAAAGCUACGAAAACCGACUUUUACAGCAAUAUAAGUAAGCUCUAACUGAUAUUCAAGGUAGAUAACUGGGCUCACUGCCAGGAUUGGUUCCACUCUCAGUUGAGUGCUUGGCUAAGAUUCUAAGAAUAGCUGAGGUAAAGAGUAUCUUGAAAUAAUUUUACGACAUUAUUUCAAGGUUAAGCAAUGCAAAGUCGAUAAUAAUACGAGGGGACUAGCCCAUUAUUGUUAUACAUACAUAUUAUUAUUAAUAUACAUUUUGCGGCUCCAAAGGGGAGGGGGUAAGGUUUCAAAGGCCAGAAGAAGGCCUUGUUUUGCGAUUUUAUUCUGAAAAUAUGUAAGCUUUAGUUAUUCUUCUUGUUAAUAAGGUUGCACACGGUUACUUGGUGUAUUUUGCCCAAAAUACAUAAGUAAACACCAGGGCUCCUGGCGCCUCUUCAAAAAAUAUGGCUUGCGUCAGAAUCGUAGGAGAUUACAGGAUUAGAAAAAAUAUAAACUUUACGUCGGUAAUCACA
Molecule: messenger RNA, 3741 nt
Organism: Drosophila erecta
Lineage: Eukaryota; Metazoa; Arthropoda; Insecta; Diptera; Drosophilidae
Product: ras-like protein family member 10B
Exons: 8
Molecular function (GO): GTP binding; GTPase activity
Source: RefSeq, a predicted model, not a curated record